Messenger RNA from Bactrocera neohumeralis, 3302 nucleotides. It is a transcript of the gene fl(2)d, whose product is annotated as pre-mRNA-splicing regulator female-lethal(2)D. Gene Ontology annotation, biological process: regulation of alternative mRNA splicing, via spliceosome. The record is from RefSeq and is a predicted model, not a curated record. NCBI's taxonomy places the organism in Eukaryota, Metazoa, Arthropoda, Insecta, Diptera, Tephritidae. The coding region runs from base 566 to 2488 and encodes 640 amino acids. Gene Ontology annotation, cellular component: nucleus. The transcript has 5 exons.
CAUAUUGAAUUUUCAUAAAUUAAAGUUGUGACGCGUCGAGAUUUCGCUGUGUAGAAAAAUUAAUAUUUAUUGUGGAAAAAGUGCAAAUUUUCUUACAAAAAUAUUGAAAAAAUAUAGUUGAAUACACAUUUAAUACGAUAGUGAUAAAAGUAAGUAGCGGAAAAGUUGGAAAGUGCGCAAAUAUUGGAAGUGAAAAAUUGUCAGCGGAGCGCUAGUUGAAAGUUUCCAUGCAUAUACGUAUAUUUCACAAAAGUUGAAGAAGAAGCAAUAGGCAAUUAAAAAGUUAUAUGAGCAUAGAAAAGUAGCACAGAGGAAAGAAAGAAAGAAAUAAGUGUUGGAGAAGGGAAAGGAGAAGAAGCGAGAGAAGCAACUCGUGAAAAAAGCCAAACAAACGCACAAGGCAUACGUGCUGCUGCGUGGCGUGUUAGUUUUUAGAAAGCAAUCAAAUUGGAGGUGCGGUGUACAACAAAACUAACUUCCCUUUUAGAGCAAAACCUUAAUCAAAGAAAAUUUAAAAACUUAUAUAAAAUAGUUUUGUGGCACGGUAUUUGCCCUCUGUACUGUAAUGAGUGUCGCUGCAAUGACUAUGGACGAUCAAAGACCUUUGAUGAACAGUUACGAUAAAAUGUCUAAACAAUACGAACAAAAUUUGCAUGGUAAUACCGGACUAGGUGGUGGGGGUGGCGGCAAUGGUUUAGGUGCUGGCGGUGCACCACCAUCUGGGCCUGCCUCGCCAACGCCAUCCGGUAGCGAAGAGCCUUCGCAUCAAUAUCAUCAUUCACAUCAUCAUCAUUCUCAUCAUCAUCAUCAUCAUCAUUCGCGGCAUAUGCAUCAACAUGUGGAACAUCAGCCACCAUCGCCGCCGCCAACUCUGCAACAGCAACAACAUGUGCACCAUCAUAGCCAACACCAUCAGACUCAACAGCAGCAGCAACUUCAACAGCAGCAGCAACAGCCAAGCACUGUCGCUGAGGCCGUUGUUGCUGCCGAACAUCGUCAGCGGUUGCUCGAAGAUGAAAUUGAAAAUCUCAAGCUGGAACAGACGCGCUUAUCGCAGCAAUGCGUUGAUGCACAACGGCGCGAAAAAAUACUCAUGCGCCGUUUGGCCAAUAAGGAGCAAGAAUUUCAGGAUUAUGUGAGCCAAAUUGCCGAAUACAAAGCAGCACAAGCACCCACUGCUUUGGCACUGCGAGCGGCUUUGCUUGAUCCCGCUGUUAAUUUGCUUUUUGAGAAGCUCAAGAAAGAGCUAAAGGCUACCAAAGCAAAGUUGGAGGAAACCCAAAAUGAAUUGUCCGCCUGGAAAUUCACACCAGAUUCUAAUACUGGCAAACGUUUGAUCGCCAAAUGUCGUUUGUUAUAUCAAGAAAAUGAAGAACUGGGUAAAAUGACUUCCAACGGUCGCUUGGCCAAACUUGAGACUGAAUUGGCUAUGCAAAAAAGCUUUUGCGAAGAAGUAAAGAAGUCACAAUCAGAGGUCGACGAUUUUCUGCCCGAAUUAGACGAAGAUGUUGAAGGCAUGCAAAGUACAAUCUUAUUCCUGCAGCAAGAACUGAAGACCACCCGCGAUCGCAUACUAACUUUGGAGAAGGAAAAUUAUCAAUUGAAAACUGGCAGUUUGGACAAUGAGAAUACUAUUAAAGUAACAGAUGCAGAAGUCACUGAUGCCAAUACCCCUGCUCUGCACAGUAGCCAUAAUGGCGCUGUUGCUCCUUGCAACAUGACAGUAAAUGUUGCCGAAACCUGUGCCAUACCCUACAACACUAACGCCGCAACUAUUAACAACGUCAACACCACUGUUCUUCCGCCAACGCACAAUACGCUCAACAAUGCCAACGAAUUAAAAUAUGCUGCAACUCGACCUUUGGAGACCAUCGAUGAAAAUUCUUGUCUACGCAACUAUGGCACACCAAAAGACUUCUACAAUGGCAAUGAGGAGCAACCACAUGUGCCAAUCGCGGUGGCUAAACAAAUGCCGGAAGCUGAUGGAAACAAUACUUUGAAUCCCUUCAUUACCGCCUCACCUGUUGUGGCAGGUGGCGCCAUGCUACGCACAGUCGCCUCGCGUAAACGUAAUUAUGAUUGCAGUGAACUGAAUGAUAGUCCGGCCGUUAUCACGCCUGCUACGCCGACGCAUGUAACCGCGCCACGCACGUUGCCACCAAAAAAGUCCAAAUUACGCCGCACUUCGGUGCAAUCGAAUGAAAUCAAUGACUAUGACGCCGGCAAUUGUGUUGGCAGUAAUAAUGCGCAACAACAACAAAUGUUGGGUGGCAUUAAUACCGGCAUUGCCGCAGUGGAUCCUCUAAGUAUUGUCGACAAUGCGGUGGUUGGUAUGGCAAAUGAGGAGCACACCAGUGGUCUGGCGAUCGAUGAGUCAGCCAUGGAUGCGGGUGGCAAUAAUGGCGGUGUUGCGCUGCGUAUUAUGACGCGAAGACGCUCCGUCCGCCAACAGCAAAAUGGCAAUAUCGGAGGCGAUAGUAAUCAUUAGGGCGGGUGUGUUGCAUGAAAACUGCAAAGUGCUGAUGCGCGAAACUGAGCUAGUUUUAUUUACGUACAUAUAUUAUCGUGAAGGUAUAAAUGCAUAUAUUUUUAUUGCGACUUGAAUGUUAAAGUGAAAAAAACGAUACUAUAGUGUUUUAAAAUAAACAAAAGGAAUAUGCAGAAUAUAAUGAUGCUAAGGGAAAUUAAACAAUAACUGUGUAAUAAACAAAAAACAAAUUAAAAACAAUUAAGAAAUUAAGUAACCGGCAACAAAUAUAGUAAAAAUUACUUGCAAAUUUUAGUUAAAGAAAUAUUGCGGGUAAUAUAUUCAAAAAACAAAAACAAAAAAAAAAAAAACAAUUUUACGCUCUAAUGAACUCGUUUGUGUUGCUGAAUAAUGUCCGCAUUUUCAAUAUGGUUUUUACAUAUUCAAUUAGAAGAAUUUUUGCAAAAUAUUAUUUUAUAUUAAAAAUUUACUUAAGUUUAUGCAUUGUUUUGUUUACUUAGCUGUAAUAAAAAUAAAAAAAAAACGAAAAAUUAUUGAAAUUAACCGUUGAAGUCAUGUUAUGCUUUUGCUCUACACUAUUUUGUUUCAAUUUGUUAUUAAAAGCAACAACAACAAAUAACUACAAACAUUUUGAUGUGUUUCAAAAUGUUGAGAUUUCUGUAGUGAGAUUAAAGCCUUGAUGUGGCAUUAGUUACAUUGAAUGUUUAAUAAAAACACAAAAAAAAAAUAAAAACAAAAAACACGAAAUAAUACAAACAUACAAAUAAUCUGUAUAAAUUAAGUUAAUAAAUAAUCAGGUUUAACACAAAAAUAA